This is a messenger RNA of Metopolophium dirhodum (rose-grain aphid), 1634 nucleotides long. RefSeq lists its product as uncharacterized. Bases 132 to 362 code for a protein of 76 amino acids. The record is from RefSeq and is a predicted model, not a curated record. The transcript has 3 exons. NCBI's taxonomy places the organism in Eukaryota, Metazoa, Arthropoda, Insecta, Hemiptera, Aphididae.
AGUCACUUUCACACGUCUCCGUGUGUGUGUCCCCCCCCGCGCGAGCUCGCGCGCUCGCCGAACCGACUGGCGUGACAGCAGCUCAGUAGCCACCGGACGGCGAUCAUGCCAACAAGCUGCUUUGCGCCAUCAUGCCGUCUCUGAACCGACUGAUUUUGCUGGCGCUCGCGUCGGUAGCGUUGGCCGUCUCCAUGGUCGGCGCGACAUUGACGCCCAAAGCGCCGAACUUUCAAUACUUCGAAAGACCAAAGUAUAGAUAUCCGUAUUACGACGAACAUGGCCGCGGCCGACUUUUGUACGGAUACGGCGGACAGGACCUGUACCAAUACAAGUCGUACUCGCCCUUGGAGGGCAUUCACUGACGACCGCAUUAAAUAAACUCACCACCGCUCCGUCACCGACCUGCCAGCCAUCACCGUGGUGGCACCGUGAUGGCGGUCUUUUCGUUUCACCCGCCGUUCAGACGUGUCCCAGUAGUAGUGUUUUCGGUGUUUUAACAAUAAGCGUGUAACUUUUUUGAAUACACAAUAUCAUUAGACGAUGAAUAGAGUGUUUUUUUUUUUUUAAAUUAAUUUUAAAAAAAAAACAAACUUAAAAAACCCUUUAAAUUUAAUUUAAUAAUAAUAAUGUCGGUUUAUAUAAAAUUAGAAUAUUGUAAAACUAAGAGAAAUCCUCUGACGAGGCUCGCUGGUGGUUCGAAUGUUACCAAAAAUUGGCAGCAGACGCGUUUGCAUUCUUUUACGAAUUUGAUAUAAACAUGUUUUAAAAAAUAAAAUCGAUGGAAAGCUGUAAAAAAAAAAAAAAUACAAACGCCAACAUCGGUUCUAGAAAUUCGUAAACGAAUAGCCCAAUAGAAAAAAUAACGGUCUGCCGUCCGGUUGUAUCUUAAUAAGUAGAAUCGUAUAUUAUGUUAAAUUUUAAGCAAAAUAAAUAAAACGACGAUCAUCGUAAAUGAUCGGUAUUUGUUAUCUUUAAUUUUUUUUUUUUAUCUAUUUUAUAAUAUACUCUCCCUAUAUAUUCUAAUAAAUAUAAAUACCUAUGUAUAUGAAUAAUUUUAAAACUUAAAUAUAUUAUCUCUUAACGCGUACGUAUUAUGUUAUACACACGCGGUGUAUAUAUGUCGAUAAUAUUAUAAUGUCGAUCAAUUAGCUUAAGAGGUAUUGUGAGAGGUAAUUUUUAAUACCUAUAUACCUAUACUAUAUUAGCAGUAAAUAAAAUAUGUAUAAUUCACCGAGAAACGUCUAAACGGCUAUAUGAAAUCAAAAACACCGCCACAACAAAACUCAUACACAUAAGUCAUACCUACACAUACGACACACACUUACGAUAAUUAUAUAAUUAUUGCCCUGAACAUGAUCACAAAAAUAAUAAGAAAUAUAUUAUAAUAAUAUGUAUAUCUAUAAGGUAAAAUGUCAAUUGUUAAUUUUAUUAAUAUAAAAAAAAAAUUGUUUUUUAUUUUUCUGUUCUCACGAAAUAAGAUAAAAUAAUUAAAUGUUGUUAUAAUCCAUCAAUUUAUUCUAUGAAUAGUUGCAUUGUGUGUUAUUGUAAUUAUUUUAAGAAACAAAAAGUUUGUGUAAAAAUAUAUAAAUAUUAAAAUAUAAUAUACAAUUUGUUGCAGUUUACAAAAAAUAAAA